CAAAUUUAAAUGGUUCCACAACCAAUUUCACUUUCUUCUCAAUGGCUGAACCAAAAAAAAAUAAAACAAAACAGACAAAUCUUUACAUUUCAAGACUAAAAGGGGUAACCUCUUUAGUCAAUCCUGAUUACACUCCUAAUAUUAAAAUUGAUAACAAUCAAGGCUGGCAGCAA
Racocetra persica is the source of this 173-nucleotide messenger RNA. Lineage: Eukaryota; Fungi; Glomeromycota; Glomeromycetes; Diversisporales; Gigasporaceae. The record is from the annotation of a GenBank genome assembly.